Lactuca sativa (garden lettuce) is the source of this 933-nucleotide messenger RNA. RefSeq lists its product as uncharacterized. Lineage: Eukaryota; Viridiplantae; Streptophyta; Magnoliopsida; Asterales; Asteraceae. The record is from RefSeq and is a predicted model, not a curated record.
AUGACAGGACAUGAAUACACAUUGGAGUUGUUACAUCGUAAUCGUUUACAAUGUGUUGAAGUACUACGCAUGUCCCAUGACUCUUUUGUACGACUAUGUGCUCAUUUUAGAGCAAAUUACUCAUUAAAGGACAGCAAACAUGUAUCGGUUGAGGAAAAGAUGGUCAUGUUUUUGAUGAUGAUCGGCCAUAAUCAACGUUACGUGAUUAUCAAGCAGAGAUUUCAACACUCGAAGCAAACAAUUCAUAAAUUUUUUUAUGAAGUGUUGGAAAAAAUGAUGAUUUUCGCACAAGAUGUUAUAGUACGAACUUCUUUUAAUCCGAAUCCAAACAUUUCAGGACAUAAUAGGAGGCUACGACGAGUUUUCAAAGGGGCGGUUGGUGCACUUGAUGGCACUUUGAUACAUGUUGUUGUCCCUGCUAAGAAACAAGAGUUAUAUAGAAACAAGUAUUAUCUUUGUGAUGUCGCGUAUGCACACACUCGAGGAUUUAUGGUCUCUUAUCAUAAUGUGAGGUAUUGGCUUGGAGAUUUUCGUCAAAGACGUGCAUUGACCAAUAAGGAAAAAAUUAACCAUGGACAUACGAAACUUCGGAAUGUCGUUGAGCGUGCUUUUGGUGUUUUGAAAGCACGCUUCCCUAUAUUGAAGAGGAUGGCACCAUUCCCGUUUGUGACACAAAGAAACAUUGUCAUGGCAUGUUUCGCGCUUCAUAAUUUUAUAAGGAGAGAAGGAAUGAGUGAUGAGUAUUUUGCACGAUACGAUGAACCCAAUGUCUCGUUUCGAAAUAACAAUGUGGGCGUUGAUGAUGAUGAAGACGGGAUUCCAACACAUGGUACUACAACAGACCGUGAAUAUAUGACUCAGUUACGGGAUGAAAUUGCUGAUCAGUCACCAAAUACCCUAUCUGCCCUUAUUCUCACUCUCGCACAAAGCUAG